Messenger RNA from Cherax quadricarinatus, 5504 nucleotides. NCBI's taxonomy places the organism in Eukaryota, Metazoa, Arthropoda, Malacostraca, Decapoda, Parastacidae. The record is from RefSeq and is a predicted model, not a curated record.
GGUGACAUGAAACUAGAGUCUCAUAAAAAUUACGUGAAGGUUAAAAGUCAAAACAAUGGGAAAAGCAAAAGUACAUCACUAAAUUCAUCUGGAAAUAUUCCAUGCAGAUACCUGGAGCAAGGAAUAACAGGUGUACUGAAACAGGAUGUUCUUCAUUCACACAAGAUAAGCCACCAUGGGCAGCAAAAACUUAUAGGCAAAGUCACAGGUAUAUGUGCUGCCACUGUUACCCUAAAUAAUGACACCAGCUUUAAUAUUUCUGCAACAAACUGUACCUGGGAUAUAGUGGAAGGGGAUUGGAUUAUCUGUGAUGUUGGUAGCACCUCUUCUGUACAAGACUGUGAAGAAGCUGAGCCAGAAGGCUGUAUCCAAGUGCUGGCAUGCAAACCACUGAGGAAAAAGAGAGUGAGAGGGGAGGUCACUCACUGCUUCACAACAUUCUGCGUCAUUAAUCAAGAGGAACUGAAAAGUUGCAUGAUUGCAAGACACUUGCUGGACUUCCCCAAGCAUACAAUGUCUGGAGGAGAGAACAAAACCAUAAAUAUUUUAGACAAUAAAGAAAAUAUUGUUAUUACUCAGUCACUUAGGUUUCCAAGUGUAGUAUUAGGAUCCCAGUCCUAUAUUGGUGCUUUUAUCAGAAACACUGGGACAGAGUCUAAGACUUUAAAACGGAUUUAUUUCGUCACUCCUACACAGGAGUGUGUGUUUAGUGUGGUCUUCUGCUCAGCUGGGGGGUUAAUAGAUGGUACUCCUGUUACCAUAGAUCGGGACAUGGGUAUUAACAUACGUUUCGAGUGUACUGGCAAAUUACUUGGAAUCAUAAAGCAGCUUUGCAUCUUUGACUUUGGAACCUUCCAUAUAGGGAGAUAUGUGAGUGCUGCCAUUGAAGACCAUAACAUGAAGUGUUUGGUGCCUGUCACUCCCUAUACACCACGUCAAAACUUCAGAAAUUCUUCACAGUUCCAGUCUAGCAACAGAGAGAUUAUUAAAGGUGAAAGGCCCUUCAAAACAUCAUCCUUCUUGCCAGUGUCACUACCGAUGGCACUUGUUCCUCAGCAGCUCUGGCAGGCUGUAACCAGUAAUGCUGAUGUUCUCGAUGUGGCUCCCUCACUUUCACAACCUCUGACACCAGACAACCACAAAGAAAAGCUUUCCGUUUUGUUACACCUAGAAGAAAUAGAAAUGACAAUACAAAUUAGACAGUUUGAUAUGGCAAGGACAAAUUUUUCACCACAUGGGGAGUACCUGAGCCUAACUGUGCCAGGGUUGGCAGAGAAGCGUCCAUCUCUCAUGAUCGGUGACACAGUCAUUGCAUCAAGCCCUUGUGACUCUUGUGAUGUGGAAUAUGAGGGCUACAUUCAUGAAGUUCUUCAUACACAGGUUUUACUGAAGUUCCACCCAACAUUUCACAGCGAGUACCAUGGGGAAGACUAUUCUGUACGAUUCAACUUCAAUCGCACUCCACUACGUCGCUGCCAUCUUGCUUUGGACUUCACUAUGAAGCAGCUUGGUCCAGAUAUCCUUUUUCCUUCCAAAUUAAAAAUUCAGCUUCCCCAGGUAUGUUAUAUAGACCCUGAAGUCCCCACAUCAGCUAGCAGUGCAAAAAAGACACCACACAGAGUCGCUGCUACCAGCUACAAUUCCAAUACUCAAGUCAGCAGAUCAGAAAGUAAUGAAACUGGCAUUGGUGCAGAAGUGAGUGUCAAACACAGAUCUAAGAUUGGGACAGGCACUGUCAAAACAGAUUACCAUUCUAAUGAGUUUACCACCAAAAACAAAUUACCUUGUGAUUUGCUUGUAGGAAGUAAUUCAGUUAAUAAUACAAUGAGCGAUGUGUUGGAGAUUCAGAAAAAUGAUGCCAGUCAGAAGUUAGCCUUUGAUGUGAGUGAGGAAGCAGACCGUGAUCUCAUCUGGGAGAAGAGUAAUAAUAUAAAAAAAACUCGGUUUAUAAUGAAAGGUGAAUUAAGAGAACUAAGUCAGUUGCUAAAUGAACAGCAGAAUGGGGUUAACUAUUAUACAAAAAAGGAAUUACAGAAAUUCAAAAACACAGAAAAUUGUAAUGAUAGAUCUAAUUUUUUAGAACAUUUUUGUAAACAGGAGUCAAGUCCACAAUCUUCAAGAAUUCCUGUAGUAACAAGGUUAUUCGGAGUUUCUUCCUCAGGCUCCAGUUCAAAUUCAUCCAUGUGUUGUAGUGACGAUGAAUCUAGGGGCAGUGUCAAUUCUAGUGUUGAUAAUACUGUGGCUAGUGCUAGUGAUAAUCUGAGUGCUAGUGUUGGCUUAGAGAAAGAUGCUUUUCAUUUUAAAAAGGUUGAGAAAAUUAAACUGAAAAAUAAUAGCACCUCUUCAAGAAAUGCCAUUGACAGUGAGAGUAAAACCAGUUUAAAUAGUGAAGCAUGUUUCAUAAGUAAUAAACCCAAAUUUUGUUCAUUACCCACUGUUACUGCAGUUGAAACUCCCUUUUCUUCUUCUAAAGAGAUGAUGGAGAUCCUCAAAGGGGAACAGUCAAAAUUGAAAGCUACUCCAUUAAUGGAACACAGUCAUAGAGCAGAAUCAGUGUCACCAGUAACCAUACCACUGCAUAAAGUAAAUGGAAUACCAAAAGAUGCUUCUAGCGGGAAGAAAAUAUUGUUUCUUCCAAGGCCUCUGGAGCUACACUAUCACCGAAUUGCCAGAUUAAUGAAGGAAGGAGGGGAUUGUAAAAAUAAUCAAACAUGUAGGCCUACAGUACCAGAAGAAAAAGUUGUAAUGACAGACCAGAUCACUAAAUUAAGGAAGGAAGUAAAAUGUUUAACGAAUCAGACAUGUAGACCUUCAUUAACAGAAGAGAAAGUACUGAGGACUGAUCAUGUUGCCAGUUUAAUGAAGGAAGGAGAGGAUUGUAAAAAAAAUCAAACCUUUCGGCCUAAAUUACCACAGGAAAAAGUGCUGACAACUAACCGAAUUGCUGCAUUAAUGACAGGAGGACAAAUUUGCAAAAAUCGGACCUACAGACCUACGUUACCAGAAGAGCUGAGAACUGACCAUGAAAACCCAUGUAGUGCAAAUGAUAAACAGUGUCCUAGAAAAAGUGAUGUUGGAAGAUCUCAUGUGCCACUUAGCAAUCAUCUUAAUGAAUUAAAGCCAACAGUAUAUUGUGAACCCCAUCAUGGUGAACAAAACCAUGAAAGUUAUGGUUCAGCCAAGGAGGAAAACUGUUACAUUGUUCCUGUCUUGCCAGUUUUCACAAUGAGGAACAAAGGUGUAAAAAACUUGGCUAAGCUUCCUUUAUUGAAAUGGUUCAAUGACAGCUUGAACGUGGAGCAGAAACUAGCAGUUCGUAGAGUGCUGGAUGGAACCACCCGUCCACUGCCCUACAUCAUCUUCGGUCCACCAGGCACAGGGAAGACAGUGACACUGGUGGAGACUGCACUCCAGAUUCUCACCAUGAUGCAACACACCAGACUUUUAAUAAUAACACCUUCCAAUAGUGCAUCGGACCUUGUAAUGGAGAGAUUACUUACUUAUGGCCAUUUGAGCAAGAUGGAUUUGGUUCGGUUAAAUGCCUAUCAGAGACUGGAAGACACCAUUCCUGACACCAUCCGUCCAUAUUGUUGCAGUGGUGAUCAGCUAUCUGUACGUGUACAUCAGCGGAUCAUAGUGACUACAGCAACUACUGCUGGUGUAAUGUAUACACUCGGUCUUCAUAAUGGCCACUUCAGUCAUGUGCUGGUGGAUGAAGCCGGACAGUUAACUGAACCAGAGUGCUUAGUUGCUCUAGGAUUGGUGAACUGUUCAUCUGGUCAAGUGGUUCUUGCUGGUGACCCAGAACAACUUGGUCCUGUAGUACAAAGCAGCUUAGCCAAGAGAUAUGGUCUACAGCAUUCACUCUUACAACGUCUGUGUUACUCUGUUCUCUAUCAGCCUCAAGAAAUAAAGUCAUCAGCUUGGGUUUACCAACCUUGCCUGGUGACUCAGUUGGUGAAGAAUUACCGCUCUCACCCAGACAUCUUCCAUGUUCCAUCCAGACUCUUUUAUCAUAACACACUUCAGGCUUGUGCUGACACCAAGAUGACUGAGCAGCUCCUGAAAUGGAACAAGCUGCCUUCCUCCUCAUGUCCUCUUCUCUUCCAUGGUGUCAUUGGAAACAACCUUCAGGAAGGAGACUCCCCAUCUUGGUUCAAUGCAGCUGAAGCUUUUCAGGUUGUGCGGUACACAAAGAGCCUUAUUAUAUUUGGUGUGAAGCCACAGGAUAUAGGCAUUAUCACUCCAUAUAGGAAGCAAGUAGAAAAAAUUCGAAAGUUGUUAACAACUUUUGGAAUCAUAGAGAAUGUGAAGGUUGGAUGUGUGGAAGAGUUUCAGGGCCAAGAGAGAAGUGUCAUCAUCAUCUCUACCGUAAGGUCGUCUACAGAUUUAAUAGAGGUUGACGUACGACACAACCUUGGAUUUGUGAAGUGUCCGAAGCGCUUUAAUGUGGCUGUGACAAGAGCACAAGCACUUUUGGUUGUGGUAGGCAAUCCUCUCUUACUCAGCUUAGAUAACUCUUGGCACACGCUCAUUAAAUUUUGUCUUGAGAAAGGUGCUUAUCGUGGCCCAGAAUUAGACGUCACCGAGGAUGAUAAUGUCUAGCUAUGCACAGUAGUUAUCCGAUACAUGAGAUCACAGUAUACUUAGUCUCACAAUACUGAACAAUACAAAGUAUGUUUAUAGCAUGUAUACAUAGUAUUCAUAGCAUGACUAUCAAUCAGCACCCUUACCGUAAUCUCAUUCUAUAAUUAUUUGAUAAGGAAAAGUAGAGUAAAUUUUCUAAUUAUAUUUAUAUAAAAAGAAUAUGUAAUGAAUAUUUUGCAAGUACAUAAAUGCUACAAUUCAGUACUUAAUUUAAAAAAUUAAUGUAUUUUAAUUGUUUUUGUAUACUUAGGUGGGUGUAGAUUUAUAAUUUGUAUUGUGCAGGUAGCAGUAUUGAGGAACAAUAAGUAGGUCAUCACUUUGAUACAGUGUAUUGUGCAGUGAUUGUCUGUAUGGUAAGCAUUUUUAAUCUCUCUAGGAACUUUUCAAAUUUUCCAACAUAAAAAAUUAAUAGAAGCACAUUAUAUUUGAAGUAUAAUUUAACAUGCAUUGAUCAUUCAAUCUUGUUCACUGAUCAGAAAUUAGUUCAUAAAAAAGUAUAGUUCCUUCAGAAAUUAUAAUUUAGUACAUUAACCUGGAGUUUAAGGACUCAUUUCCCAUAGGUUCGAACUCCAUCUCUUCCCUGGUUUUGGAUAUUGUACUUGAGUGUAAUUAUCACUUUUAAAGAGGCUUUGCAAAAUUGUGGUUCUUAAAAUGUCAGAUAAUAAUAAGAUGUUUAUGUAGAAAAAUUUAGUUUAUAAUAUGAUUAUGAGUAGCAUUUGGAGGUGUUAGUCAAGUAUGUUGUCCUGACACUGGAGGUGUUAGUCAAGUAUGUUGUCCUGACACUGGAGGUGUUAGUCAAGUAUCUUGUCCUGACACUGGAGGUGUUAGUCAAGUAUGUUGUCCUGACACUGGAGGUG